UAUGACGUCAUAUUCAGCUCAAACUAUGGCGGGCUGUGUGUAUUCUUGCCGUUAGUUGUUUCCUUUCACUUUUUAAUGACAUAUUGGUUUGUUUCCGACGUUAACUCUUUCAAAUAGUUUCCUUUACGAGCUGGGACAUAUAGGAUGUAACAUUACGUCGACAUUAAAGCGCUGAGCUCCGCCGCUGUUAGCCGUCACCAUGUCCCAGAGCGACGCGUCUCUCCUGGAUGAGGUGGAGCAGUGGAGCCCGGAGACCUGCCGCCGCGAGCUGCCGUCCGUCCUGCCGAAGCUAACCUCUUUGCAUUGUGAGUCUGACAGCUGGGAGGAACACAUACGAAUCCUGAGGAUAAUCACACACGUGGUCCUCCCUCAUGUUGGACUGUCAGAGGUUGAAGAGGACUGUUUCUCUAAGAUUCUACCAAAGGCAGUGUUGAUGUUUCACCGCUUGAUGAAAGACAUCAUGGAUCAAGCUGCCGGACUGUCCAGUCAAAAUACUGAACUGCGUGACUUUCUGAGGACAAUUCUACAGGCGUUGGUGCAGAUAAUCGAUGCGCUGUCCGCUUGUGUUCAUCACGUUUGCUCUUUGGAAGAAGCCCCGGAUCUGCAUCGUAUUCGCUCGCUGCCGACAUGUAUCCUGACGGUCCUGAAGGAAACCUUUCAGCACUGCAAGGACAGUGAGGUGGUUUACUGCGGCCGCCUGUCUUUGGUAGCUGACCUGCUGCAGGGACUCUUCAAAGAAGCUUACGCCCUUCACAAGAGUCUGUUGGAGGUCCUGGAAAAGGUCUCCGUGGACAGCCGAGCUUCUGACGAGGAGGUCUCUGACAUCGUGACAGUAAUCCACAGUCUCCUGGAUAUCUGCUCGGUCAUUUCCAACCUGGACAUCGCUCUGCAUGCAAACACAUGGAAGUUCCUCAUCAAACAGAGCCUGAAGUACCGAGCUUUGGUGGAAGAACAUCUACGUCACGGUGACCUCAGCAGCAGCCUGUGUGACAACCUGCUGAGCUCCUUCCACAGCUGUGUGGAGCUGGCCGAGCAGAUGCAGCUCGCCGCUUUACAGGACUCGACCCAAAGCACCGAGUACAAACUCUUUCAGAAAACUGCAAAGAUGUGCAGGUUUUUUGCGAACACUCUAGUUCAUUAUAUAAAGGAAUUCAAGUAUUUUCUGACCAAGUACUGCAGCAGAUUUCACCAAGUCUACCUCCAGAUUCUCAGUAAAUUCCCUCCCAGCCUGAGCGCUCCCGCUCUGCCGGCCGCUCUCUCUGGGGAGCUGAGUGCCGCCGCUCUGGUUCCGAUGGACGCUUUCCUGCUGCAGUUGUUGCCUUUGAGGGAGUUUGCUGAACUUGUUCUCCAGGUGGACCUGCAGUUGAACCCGCAGCAUGAACUUCCACAUUGUCUCCUGCUGGUGAGCGUCAUGGGUCAGCUGAGCUCUCAGCCCGAGGAAGUGCUGCAGCUCUGGUUCGCUGGCAGCCGAUUCCCAGAGGAGACCCCCAGGCUUCCUCUCUACAAAGCCGUCUUUGACCGCUUCCGUCGAUGCCAUGUGGAGCGUAAAGUACCGGUUCUGUUGCCAGGGGUGAUGCUGAAGGGUCAGGCCCAGGUCCAGGUGUCUCUGCACCGCCACAUCUGCGUGCAGCUGUGCGCCAGCGUCGCCGCUCUCCUUCCAGAGCAUUUCCCCAUGCUGGAGCGCUGCCUGAUUGAUGCUGUCCUGCAGGCCGACACUCAGACCGCCCUGCUGGCCACAGACGUGUGGUGCUUCACAGCCCGAUACGGCUCUGCAGAGCUCUGCUUCCAUCAUGUCCUCCUAGUAGCUCAGCUGGUAAAAUCGUGCCCCUCUGACUGUUACCGGAUGUCCCACCUGGGAAUCCUGUUAAAACGUUUGGUUUUUCUUAUGACGCCCAAACAUCAGGAGCAGCUCGUGGAACGUUUCCCCCCGUCUGAGCUGGAGAACCGGGCCGUGUGGCAGAACGUCCUCUUCAGAGCUCUGUCGCAGGACACUCGCCUCCGCGUGGAGACCCACAUGAUUCGUCUGGCCCAAAGCGCUUUGACCGCCUGGAAAAACGGCGGAUACAAGCUGGUACACGUGGAUCAAGUGAAUGUGGCGCUCUUGUCCGUCCUGUCCGUGGUGAGAGGGCAGACAUCCGUCACAGACCAGCUGGCUCAGCCCGCGGUGGAAAUGCUCACAGACGUCUGGUUCCGAAUGAGCCCGGCUCAGGUCCAGAGCUGCUCUGCGCUGCAGGACACGCUGCAGCUGCUGCUGUCGGCGACGGCCGUUCUGGUGAAGAACACCGGACCUCACGUCCUUAGUCAGGCUCUGUCGUGUCUGGACGGCGUGGUUUCUGCGGCGUGUCCGGAUCACCUGCUGCUGGCCGCUCUGGACUUCCUGUCCUCCGUGGGGAAGAUCUUUGUUCCUCCGGACAGUCAAAGUCAGAUUCUUCCGAAGCUCAGCGGUCUGUUUGGACUCCUCCUGGACGCCCAGUCCUGGUUGGUGCAGCAGCGCGCCCUGGAGGCCUUCUCUUUUUUUGCAGAGAACACAAACCACGAGGAGGUCAUCUCCCAGAGUCUGUGUGUGGAGGAAACAAAGACCAGAGUGGUCCAUUACCUCAGUAAGGCUCUCCGUACUCAGGAGGACGGCGAGCUGCGUCUGCAGAGGCUCAGAGACGAGAGUUUGCUUCUUCAGAACUUCCUCCAAAAGCUGGAGAGCGCAGAGGCGGUCUGCAGUCGACCUGCAGCUGACAGCGAGGCCGCCGCCGCGUCUGAGCCGUGUCCUAAAAGAGCUCGUCAGGAGUCCAGUGGCGAGGAGGAGUACAGCCGCCACCUGCAGACGGCCGAGAACGCUCUGAAGGCCCUCCAGGUUCUCCUUCAGGGUAAACGCCGCUCGGACCCGCCUCCUCCGCUGUGGCUGGAGCCCAGACUCCAGGAGCUGCAGACCCUCAUGACACACAUCACUUCCUGCACGUCCACAAGCACGUAGCUUUGAGCUCCAAUGUAAAAAAACCCGAUUCUGAACAGAUUUCUGCAGCUAAAAGCUGUUUUUGUGUUAAUAAAUGAGGUGUCACUUUCUUAGAA
Oryzias melastigma (Indian medaka) is the source of this 3063-nucleotide messenger RNA. RefSeq names its product linkage group 4 C1orf112 homolog (gene firrm). The record is from RefSeq and is a predicted model, not a curated record. The coding region runs from base 200 to 2968 and encodes 922 amino acids. Lineage: Eukaryota; Metazoa; Chordata; Actinopteri; Beloniformes; Adrianichthyidae. The transcript is spliced from 25 exons.